Messenger RNA from Knipowitschia caucasica, 1284 nucleotides. Lineage: Eukaryota; Metazoa; Chordata; Actinopteri; Gobiiformes; Gobiidae. The record is from the annotation of a GenBank genome assembly.
AUGUUGAAAGCUGUGGUUUUAAUCGGCGGUCCACAAAAGGGCACCAGGUUCAGGCCCCUGUCAUUUGAAGUCCCCAAACCUCUUUUUCCUGUUGCUGGAGUCCCAAUGUUGCAACAUCACAUUGAGGCAUGCGCCAAAGUCCCGAAUAUGAAGGAGAUUUUGCUUAUUGGCUUUUACCAACCUAAUGAAGAAUUGACAAGAUUUCUUGUCAAUGCACAGCAGCAAUUUAAGAUUUCAAUCAGGUAUCUUCAGGAGUAUUCUGCCUUGGGCACUGGAGGGGGACUUUAUCACUUUCGAGAUCAGAUUGUUUCGGGAAAUCCUGAGGCUUUCUUUGUUCUCAACGCAGAUGUAUGUUCAGCAUUCCCCCUCACUCAAAUGCUCACCUUUCAGAAAGAACACGGAGAGCCAAACAGCUUUGUAAUCCUCGCCGCUACAGCGAACCGAAAGCAGUCCCUAAAUUAUGGAUGCAUUGUUGCAAAGGAGGACACAAAUGAGGUCCAGCACUAUGUUGAAAAGCCGAGCACAUUUGUUAGCGACAUUAUCAACUGUGGGAUCUACCUGUUUAACCCGGACAUCUUUAAGCACAUCGGGGCAGUGUUCCAGAAGAACCAGCAGGACAUGUUGUUAUAUCCAUACGAGGGAGAGGAGCAAAACAAUGGAUGGCAUAGAGCAGAGCACAUCCGCCUGGAGCAGGACAUUUUCACUGCUCUGGCGGGACAAGGGAAACUUUACGUGUACAAGACUCCAGGCUUCUGGAGCCAGAUUAAAUCGGCAGGAUCUGCCAUCUAUGCCAGCCGCUUGUACCUCAACCAGUACCAUACGAGUCAUCCUGAACGCCUGGCCUCAAACAAAGAGGGAGGCCCCAAAAUUAGUGGUAAUGUUUACAUCCAUCCGACGGCAACUAUUGACCCCACAGCAACAUUGGGCCCAAAUGUGUCGAUCGGGAUGGGCGUGACGAUCGGCGCAGGAGUGAGAGUACGAGAAUCCAUCAUUCUUCAUAAUGCGACGCUACAAGAUCACUGCUGUGUUUUGAACAGCAUUGUGGGAUGGGACAGCACCAUCGGAAAGUGGGCGCGAGUGGAGGGAACGCCCAGCGACCCCAACCCCAACGACCCGUACGCCAAAAUUGACAGUGAAACAUUAUUCAGAGAAGGAAAACUCACUCCGUCUAUUACUAUUUUAGGUUGUAAUGUGAGUAUCCCCUCUGAGGUCAUUAUACUCAACUCCAUCGUCCUCCCACACAAAGAACUCAACCGCAGCUUCAAAAACCAAAUCAUCCUCUGA